ACUGUUAAAUGUCGCACGUACGCACGUACGCAAAUUAAAGAGAGAGAGCGCCAAUAAUGAGGCAAGAAGAGAGUGCCAGUGUGCUUACGCCUACCCGGCAAAAACAUAGAGAAGUGUUAAAAUAGCGUUUUGGCAGCGUGCACGUUGCUGAAAAUUUUGCUAGCAUUAUUAAAUAUGUAUAUUUUUUGCCUGUUGGCAUUGAGGCAAAACUAAAAAUUCUACACACGCAUACGCAUACACUUGUUGAUGUGUGUGUGUGUAAUUACGCGACGCUUUGGGCUAUAUUCUAGUGCUGUUAUUCACAUUUACAGUUGUAGGAGGCAAAGCGAACGACAACGACGACUCAUAAAUAAUGUCUGAAGAUGCCAAGAGUCCACGCACUAGGAAUAUUAUUGAAAAUCAGCUGUUUCGGCGACAGCGCAGCUUAAAGCUUGAAGCGCUGCAGCGCCAGCGCUCCCAAUAUGGCAGCAUUGAUCUCAAUGAUGAUGACGAUGAUGCCGAAAUGUUCGACAAGACGUACAUCGUCAUAAUGUUUACCGAGAAGGCCAAACUGCGUCAUUGCCAGGAUGUAGAGAAGAUUAUACAAGAGUUUGACAUACAAACAAAACUAGAAAUUGUUAGCAAGGACGAAAAGUAUUUGUAUCUGUCGGCCAGUUUGGAUACGCUGCUGCGUCUAGCUGAUGCUGCCGAGCUGGAGAAGAUGACCACAACGGGCAGCAUGCAAAAAUUUAACUAUGGCUGCAUAUCGGACUUUCUGCUGCCCGGCAUGAGCAAGGAGCAAAUACUGCAUUACUGCGAGACGCCUGUGCUGAUCAAGGAUGUAAUCGAGCCAUCUAUACGCUCCUACAUACAGAAGGGUUACAUUGAGGACAUGUUUCCAUUGCAUGACAUUAUGUAUCUGGAGCGCUUUAAUGUGAAUCUGAAGCGCACCAAGCUGCCCAUUGAAGAAAUACGCAACUACUUUGGCUCCAGCAUUGGACUUUACUUUGGCUUCAUAGAGUUUUAUACCAUGGCUUUGGUAUUUCCCGCUGUCUUUGGCAUACUGCAGUGUCUAUUGGAGCUGAAUCUAUCGCUGGUGUGCAGCUUCUAUGUGAUGUGGACUACGAUUUUUCUAGAGCUAUGGAAGCGCAAAUGCGCUGGCUACUCCUAUCGCUGGGGCACCAUAGAGAUGAGCAGUCUGGACAAACCGCGUGCUGCGUAUACAGGCAAACUGAAAGCGGAUCCUAUAACAGGCAAAAUGACGCUACAAUAUCCCAUGCGCUUUACCUAUCUGCAAAUGUAUUGCAUCUCAUAUCCCGUGGUGCUGGGCUGUGUGGUGGCUGCCGCUUGGUUUGCGCUCUAUCAGUUCCAAAUCGAGGCUGAGGUGCUGGCAGACUUUGGCGCCGAGUCUUGGCUGCUGUAUGUGCCAGUGAUAGUGCAGUCUGUGCUAAUUGCCAUAUUCAGCUGGGCCUACGAGAAGCUGGCCACAUUCCUGACCAAUCUGGAGAAUCAUCGCACACGCUCGCAGUAUGAGCGACAUCGCGUCAAUAAGCUGAUGCUCUUUGAGAUUGUCAACAAUUUCUUCUCACAGUUUUAUAUUGCGUUUGUGCUGCAGGAUCUGAAGCAGCUGAAAUAUCAGCUAAUGAUGCAGCUGCUCAUCUUUCAGCUGCUGUGCAUAGCACAGGAGAUUGGCAUACCGCUGAUGGCAGUGCUGCGACAGAAAUACGCCAAGUAUCGCCAUCAGGAGCUGGAUCCGGAGAAGCUGGAGGCGGUAAGCAACAAGCCGCGCUAUGAGCAAACCUUCUACGAGUCCGGACUGGAUGCGUAUCAUUCCACCUAUGAGGAUUAUCUGCAGGUGUGCAUACAAUUUGGCUAUGUGGUGCUCUUUGCUGCUGUGGCGCCCUUCGCUGCCAUCGGUGCGCUCAUUAACAAUGUUAUAGCCAUGCAUAUUGAUAUGUUUAAGCUAUGCGACAUCUUCAAGCGUCCAUUUGCGCGGCGUGCCAAGAAUAUUGGCGCCUGGCAGUUGGCCUUUGAGCUGCUGUCGGUCAUGUCGCUGCUCAGCAAUUGUGGACUGCUCUUUCUGCAGCCGAAUGUGAAGCAGUUCUUUGCGCACUGGUUGCCCUCCACGCCGGAUCUGUCGUUUGUUAUAUUCGAGCAUGUGCUGCUGGGCUUGAAGUUUCUCAUACACAAGGUGAUACACGAGCGUCCACGCUGGGUGCGCAUAGGACUGCUCAAGGCGGACUUUGAGACUAGCCAGGCGCUCAAGCAACUCAAAAAAUUCAAGGCGGCCAAUAAGAUGGCCUAAUGCUGCACCAACGCCACCAACCAACCAGUCCAUUUACAUAUUUAUUUAACUUAUAUUUUCAACUGCUUUUAUUGUAAACCGCGAAACUCAAUGGUGCUGUACUUAUUAAUGC
Molecule: messenger RNA, 2396 nt
Organism: Drosophila busckii
Lineage: Eukaryota; Metazoa; Arthropoda; Insecta; Diptera; Drosophilidae
Gene: Axs
Product: anoctamin-10
Exons: 8
Coding region: 353-2284 (643 amino acids)
Biological process (GO): chloride transmembrane transport
Cellular component (GO): plasma membrane
Molecular function (GO): chloride channel activity
Source: RefSeq, a predicted model, not a curated record